Molecule: messenger RNA, 726 nt
Organism: Arctia plantaginis
Lineage: Eukaryota; Metazoa; Arthropoda; Insecta; Lepidoptera; Erebidae
Source: the annotation of a GenBank genome assembly
AUGGGUUGUGUACAAGUCUUAUUCUGUCUCUCUAUAUUAGUCGGUACUCAUUUAAUUCAUGGCAAAGAAUUAUGCACUAUUACGGACAAUGAAUGUGUAACAAAGGAGGCUCAAAAAGCUUUUAAUGUUUUCGUACCUGGUAUUAAAGGUUUGAUUGAUCCUAGCGAUCCGUUGUACCUGAAACAGGUUGAUGGAGUUGUACCAAUACCAUAUCGACUAUCUAAUCUAACACUCACUGGACUACAACAAUGUCAUAUUACUAAGUUAAGAAUAAAUAGUAAAGAUUUGACGUAUCAAUAUGACUUGCAAUGUCCUCAUUUGCUUUUAAAUUAUCACCAUAAAGUUAAAGGACUUUUGGAUACAGUGGAAAUCGAUACCGAUGGUUUGGCUACGAUCACUUUUGAUGAUUAUAUUUUUAAAAUUAAUGGCAAAUAUGGGAGAUUAGUCAGCGAGAAAGACCAACAGCUUCACUUUUACUUGAACGGUUUUACUUUGGAAACGGAACCGAGAGGAAAUGUUAUAUGUAACAGUCUUAGCCCGCUUCAUAGUGAUAAAAGGAAAUCUGACAUAGCUAGAAUUUAUAUCAAUGAACACAGUAAGGACAUUGAAAAAUUCUUAAAAUCCCCAACAAUGGAAAAAUUUAUGGAAAAAUAUCUUGGAAACCUCGAUCUUUACUUGAGAAACUUUCUCUUUGAAGUUCAAUAUCCAGAAACCAAUACUGUUUAA